UGCUUAUCCUCUCAAAAGGGGGCUUGCGGGUUUGGUAGUUCAUCUGAACCUUUAUCCCUCAAGCAAAGAAUAUGGAGGACAUACUACUCUCUUGUUUACAGUUGAUGCUCCCCCUGACGUUCGUAUUUUGAUCCCCUUGAAUCGAGUUCGCUAUGACUAACACUUCCUACAACUUUAAACUCGCAUUUCGAAUUGGCUGAGGCUUGAAGCAUCACCGGGACCAAAGCCAUUGUGCGAGGAGAAUUUACAAAUGAUCACUAGGGAACUGAUUCCGCUUUCGCGCCGGGAGCCGGUGCUAUUUAUUCUAAGUCGAUUAAUCGACAUCGGCGACGAUCCAAGGAACUCUAAGCUGUGUCUUACAACCAGAGAGAAGCUACUGAGUCGGUUUAGUGGCCAAGAUCUAGAGCGUUUCAAAUAUGCAGCCUUCAGUUAUUGCUGGGGGCCGCCAGAAGUAGCCGCCACGCAAACCAAGACAAAGCGACACUCGCUAGCAGAUAUGAUGUCAGGGAUUCCAUUUCACUCAUGCUCUAAGGUUAUCCAAGAUCUCAUUACGGUUGCUAGAUUUCUUCAGCUCAGAUUCCUUUGGGUCGACGCAGUGUGUAUCAUCCAGGAUGACCAAGCGGAUUGGGAGACAGAGGCAUUGUCAAUGGGAGACAUCUAUCGUCACGCAUUUCUCACGAUCUGCCCUAUAGCUUCCCAAACAUGCCAGCAGGGGUUUCUGGCGAGGACCACAGAGACUUUAAAUACAAGUUUUAAGUCCAGUAUUGCAGAUGAUAUAGAAGGAAUAUAUACACUGCGGCAUAGGGGAAUUCGUUCUCCAAAUAAAGACACGUGGUGGCCUUUACGAAUUGAUCUAGAUUUGGCAACAUGGGAUCGGCGAGGGUGGACGUUUCAAGAGCUAUCACUCUCUACAAGACUCAUAAUGUUUGGACAGUCGAAGAUUCAUUUCCUUCGCUCAAGCAAGGUCGUCUCGGAGGGUGGAGACGAAUAUGAUGGCUGCGGAAUUGAUGUUGAUAUUGGUGAGGUCUUGGUCGAACCUCAUGGCCAAAAAUGGCAUGAGAAGUGGAGGCGGGAUGUGGCGAGCGAGUAUUCAGAACGUGAAUUAACCAGAAGAACGGAUAAGUUGCCGGCGCUUUCGGGACUGGCAAGGUCAGCAGCAGUCAGAAACAUAUGUGACUAUCUGGCAGGAUUGUGGAAGGAUGAUCUCCUAGCUGGACUGCUCUGGGAAUGUGUCUCACGCAACAAUGUUGUUACUACGGCGAAAUUCUCUUUGCUGGAUAGCUUUGAUUCUCCCGGCUCGUACAUUGCACCAUCUUGGAGUUGGGCUAGCCGAGAUACGUUUGCCCAUUUCGGACAGAAAGAUUUUGAUACUGGCUAUACAGAAGGUUUCCGAGAUUUUCGCCCAGAAUAUACGACUCUCGAUGCUUGGACCACGCCACCAGCAUUGAACCCUUUUGGAGAAGUGAGCAACGGCCAUUUGCGCAUCAGUGGACCUGUUUGCUCACUGCCAUCAAACUUGAGCUUGAUGGAAGACAAGGACAUGAUACAAAAACGAUGGAGAGCUAGUGUGCGUGGUCAGUGCAUAGCAUAUUGCUCUUUGGAUUGGACUCUUGACCUCAGAGUGAAUGUGUAGAUGGUAUUCUGAUGGUGUUACUCGGCAGCUGUGUUAGUACGAAGAAAAUAAGUGGAAAGAAUGGUAAGCUUGGUGAAGUGUGGUCAGAGUCUACCCGCUUUGCAUUCGGGCUUAUCUUGCAUCCAGCAAAGCAACCAGGGUUAUAUCUUCGCGUCGGAAUAUUCAGUUCUUGGCCAGUCGAGAGAGGUGGCUCGGCCUUUUUCAACCGCCAGGGCCACCGUGUUCUGAAAAUUAUCUAAGUCUUCAAGCAUCGUACGAGGCCAGAGAAAGUGAUUGGUGAUUCAGGAUAAUAGAUAUUGUUUACGCCGUCCUGGAACAGGCCUCUCACUUAGGUCACUUCUUGCCCACUUGACAUAUAACCCUACCAUGUAGAGCUUUAACUCACACGUGGUGAAUAAAU
Messenger RNA from Hyaloscypha bicolor E, 2033 nucleotides. RefSeq names its product HET-domain-containing protein. The record is from RefSeq and is a predicted model, not a curated record. The transcript is spliced from 2 exons. Lineage: Eukaryota; Fungi; Ascomycota; Leotiomycetes; Helotiales; Hyaloscyphaceae. The coding region runs from base 251 to 1633 and encodes 460 amino acids.